AUGAGUGAGAUUUCAUCCGGACAACCACCAUUUGCUGGGCUCGAGUUUUUACCAAAAAAAUCUACAUUGCAUGCUAGAUUCACAGGCAACUGGACAAAUAAUGCAGGAAUUUAUGAGCUCGACGACGGACUUUUGCUGGAUAGAUGGUAUCAUCUAGCUUAUACGCUUUCUGAUUCGGAAAAGAGAUUAGACGUUUACAUAGACGGUGAAUGGGUCGGGUUUUAUUGUAUCCAAAAUGUUAAAACUGAAAAGGUUGUCUUCAAUGAUGGUCCAUUAUAUAUUGGACGUUCUUUCGACAAUGGGUUUAAUGGCGAAAUUUGCAAUGUUCGCUAUUUCAAUUGGCGUUUAUGUGCCGAAGAAGUGAAGCAAGAUUACUUUGAUAAACAAAUUGUAUAUGGCUCGAAGGUCACACUUUUUCAUGUACCUACUAGUAAAUAUUUGUCUAAAUCUUCCAAUAUGGAAACUUCUAGGGCUGUUGGUAUAAAUCGGGAAGACGAUUUCAAAAAUUGUAUUUUUACUGUUAUUGAAGCCUAUGGUACAAAUGUGAACACGGGAAACCCUUUGCCAUUUAAUACUACCUUUGGUUUCAAGCAUCAAGCGACAGGAGGAAUUUUACAUUCUCACGCCACGAUUUAUGGAGUUACACCAGUAUCGAAGCAUCAGGAGGUUCUCGUCUGGUACGGUAGAGAUAAUAACGAUGACUGGAUCAUUCGACGUUAUAAUCCCAACGCUUCUAAAGAAGUCUCUGAUUAUUUGAUGAGUAGUGAACUAAUCAGCAUUUCACAUAAACUAUCAGAUAAGCUAGCACUCUAUAGUCAUCCCAUUUUAUUAGAAGAUGGGACCCAAGAAGUUUCUUGUCAUGGAAAUGGAAAUGACGAAAAUAUUAAGUGGUGUAUUGAAUUAAUUGAUGAUUCGAAAUUGUGA
Messenger RNA from Funneliformis geosporum, 924 nucleotides. The record is from the annotation of a GenBank genome assembly. NCBI's taxonomy places the organism in Eukaryota, Fungi, Glomeromycota, Glomeromycetes, Glomerales, Glomeraceae.